CGGGCGCUGCCAAAAGUCGGUGGAAGCGUCGGCGGGUCAGACGGCGAUGAGUUGAGGAGGAUCGCCCACACUUUUGUCCAACCCUGAACAGGCGACUGUUUCAAAUGGAGGUGGUAUGGGGGCAGAUCGGUGGAGAGGAUGAAGAAGCAGAUGAGGCAGAGCCCGAGGCCAUGUUGUGGUCUAUCCAGGAGGCACUGGAGAAGCAGACUCUGCAGAUAGGAGUGUCUGCCUGCGGGGCCACUGCAGUGGUGGAUGUCCUCCAGGUCCUUGGCGUGGCGGUGGUGCCAGAGGAAGCUGACCGCUGCGUCCAGACACAGCUGAGAAGGAAUGAAUCACCACUGCCUGACUACCUGCUUUCAAGGAGCGAGGCUGGUGCAACACACACUCAGCUCAUAGAGGGAGCAGAACAAGCCAGUAAGGGGAGGGUGAUGGGGCGAUUCUUUCACCUCCACCCUCGCAGGCGGAUUAGCCUAGUUCCCUGGCUGGCACGCUGGAUCCGCAAGGGAGCAGUACCAGUGGCCACCAUGAACAUGCAGCUGGCAGUGCCCAAGGGAGAGGAAGUACCAGACGCCUGGCACCAUCAGCUCAUUUUUGGGGUUACCCCCAAUGCAAUUUUCAUGGCCAACCCGUUGGAUGAAGUAAGUGAGAGGGAGUUGCAUACACGACUCUGCAGUGAAUCCGUGCUGCUGAUUCGCAGGGAGGAUGUGCUGCAGAGAUGGAUGCCUGAUUGCUGUCUGUCCAGCCUAUCAGAGGGCCGAUCCGACCCCCGCUGGAAGGCCCUGGAUGUUGAGGUUGCCAUGGCUGAGCGGGUGCUGGUGAUUGGCAGCGGUGGGCGGGAACACGCUCUGGCAUGGAAGCUGGCCCAGUCGCCAAAUGUACAGCAGGUUCUGGUGGCUCCUGGAAAUGCAGGCACAGCUAACUGUGGGAAGAUCAGCAACUCUGAGGUCUCAGUGAGUAACCACACCAUCUUGGCUCAGUUCUGCAAGGAUCACAAUGUGGGACUUGUUGUGGUCGGACCCGAGGUGCCCCUGGCCGCAGGUAUUGUGGAUGACCUCACGGCUGCGGGGGUGCUGUGUUUCGGCCCCACAGCCAAAGCAGCUCAGCUCGAGGGCAGCAAGAGUUUUUCCAAGGCCUUCAUGGAACGUCAUGGCAUCCCCACUGCCCGCUGGGGCUCCUUCACCGACCCCCAGGAGGCCUGCAAAUACAUACGCACGGCCAGCAUCCAGGCCUUGGUGGUGAAGGCCAGUGGUCUUGCCGCAGGAAAGGGAGUCAUUGUGGCCAAGGACCAGGAAGAGGCCUGUCAAGCAGUGAUGGACAUCAUGAAGGAAAAAGCCUUUGGAUCUGCCGGGGAGACCGUAGUUGUGGAGGAGCUUCUGGAGGGAGAGGAAGUGUCUUGUCUGUGCUUUAGUGACGGCUCCUUGGUGUCUCCGAUGCCACCAGCGCAAGAUCACAAGCGGCUGCAGGACGGUGACCUGGGCCCCAACACGGGUGGCAUGGGGGCGUACUGCCCCACGCCACAGGUGAGUGAGGAGCUUCUGCAGCAAAUCAAAGAGUCUGUUCUGCAGAAAACUGUGGACGGAAUGAAGGAGGAAGGAGCUCCCUACGUGGGUGUGCUAUAUGCGGGGCUGAUGUUAACCAAGCAAGGGCCAAAGGUCCUCGAGUUCAACUGUCGCUUUGGAGACCCCGAGUGUCAGGUUCUGUUACCCCUGCUGAAGACUGACCUUUAUGAGGUGUUGAUGAACACCCUGAAUGGCAAGCUGUCCUCCAACCCCCCUGCGUGGCACCGGGACAGCUCUGCGGUCACCGUGGUGAUGGCCAGUGCUGGCUACCCGGGCUCUUACCAGAAAGGAGUCGAGAUCACAGGUCUGUCUCAGGUGCAGGAGAUGGGACUGCAGGUUUUCCAUGCAGGCACAGCGCUGAAGGAAGGGGGCGUGGUCUCAAGUGGAGGGCGUGUCCUGACGGUCACUGCCGUCAGGUCGUCCCUGGAGACGGCCCUGCAGGCAGCCAAUCAUGGUGUGGAGGCUGUGGGCUUCCCCAGAGCCGUAUACCGUCGCGACAUCGGCCACAGGGCCAUCGCCCACCUGAACCAGCGCAGAGGUCUGACCUAUAAAGACAGCGGUGUGGAUAUUGCAGCGGGUAACAAGCUGGUGGAUAUGAUCAAACCUCUGGCCAAGGCGACCUCCCGGGCUGGGUGCAAUGCCGAGUUGGGAGGCUUUGCCGGGUUGUUUGAUCUAAAGGCGGCAGGCUUCGUUGAUCCCAUCCUGGUGUCUGGGACAGAUGGAGUGGGGACAAAACUCAAGAUUGCCCAGGCCUGUGGGCAGCAUGCUGGCCUGGGUCAGGACCUGGUGGCCAUGUGUGUGAACGAUGUGUUGGCUCAGGGGGCAGAGCCGCUCUUCUUCCUCGACUAUUUCUCCUGUGGCAGUUUGGACGUCGGCGUGGCCGCCUCGGUGAUCGGUGGCAUCGCUGAAGCCUGCCGGAUGGCCGGCUGUGCUCUGCUGGGUGGAGAAACAGCCGAGAUGCCAGGGGUCUACGGUCCGGGGGAGUAUGACCUUGCUGGGUUCUGCGUGGGGGCAGUUGAGCGCGGAGCCCUGCUGCCCCGCCUUGGCGACAUUACUGAGGGGGACCUGCUGAUCGGUGUGGCCUCCUCAGGGGUCCACAGCAACGGCUUCAGCCUGGUCCGGAAGGUCCUGGAGCAAGCCAACCUUUCCUACAGCUCCCCAGCCCCCUUUGGCAAGUCUGGGCAGACCAUCGGAGAAGUUCUGCUGACACCGACAAAGAUCUAUAGUCGUCUGCUCCUGCCAAUCCUGCGCAGCGGUUCUAUCAAAGCCUACGCCCACAUCACAGGAGGCGGGCUGCUAGAGAACAUCCCCCGGGUGCUCCCACAGGAGCUGGCUGUUGAUUUAGACGCCUCUCGCUGGAGCAUCCCCCCCGUGUUCUCCUGGCUCCAGAGGGAGGGGGCACUGAGUAAGGAGGAGAUGGCCCGCACCUUCAACUGUGGCCUGGGGGCCGUGCUAGUGGUGGCACCGCUGGAUGCACAGAGAGUCCUAAGCCAGCUCCAGGCCCACGAAGAGGCCUGGAUCGUGGGCUCACUGGCACAUAAGCAGCCUGGCGCGGAUCCUGUGGUGGUUCGCAACCUGGAGUACAUCCUACGCACAGGCCCCUCGCCCAGUGGAGACUUGGGAGUCCAGCAGAAUGGCGGUUGUCACGGCAACAGCGGCACACCACAGAAGACGACCAGGGUGGCGGUCCUCAUUUCCGGCACAGGCACCAACCUGCAGGCCCUGAUCGAGCAGGCCAAACGUCCAUCCAGCUCGGCAGAGAUCGUCGUGGUCAUUUCCAACAGGCCCGGCGUUCAAGGUCUGAAGAGAGCCUCCCUGGCUGGCAUCCAAACACGGGUGGUGGACCACAAGCUGUUCGGGAGUCGAGCAGAGUUUGACGGCACCAUCGAUGGUGUGCUGGAGGAGUUCAAGGUGGAGGUGGUGUGUCUGGCAGGGUUCAUGAGGAUCCUAACUGGACCCUUUGUCAAGAAGUGGAAUGGUAAGCUUCUGAACAUCCAUCCAUCCCUGCUGCCCUCCUUCAAGGGAGUGAAUGCCCAGAAGCAGGCACUGCAAGCUGGGGCACGGGUCAGCGGCUGCACCGUCCACUUUGUAGCUGAAGAGGUUGAUGCUGGAGCCAUCAUUGUGCAGGAGGCAGUACCGGUGCUGGUAGGUGACACAGAGGAGAGCCUGUCAGCUCGGAUUCGUGAGGCUGAGCAUAGGGCCUUCCCUGCGGCUCUAGAGCUGGUGGCCAGCAAAGCUGUCCAGCUGGGAGAGGACAGACGCAUAGACUGGAAAUCCACCACGCAUGCCUGAAGCACAGCGAACUCUCUUCGACUUAAAAUUCAGUCGUUCAUCAACAUUCCUACCAGUUGGGUUUAAAAUUUAAAAUUAAUUUGACAGUACAAAGGAAAUUUUAACCAAAUGAAACUCAAGUAGAGCGGUUCACAGUCCUCAGACAUUUGCUUUGCACAGUUCCACUGACUUAAACUGUUGUUUUUCAGGUCAAGUCCAGGUUAAGCAGUGUAAAUUCUUGUUACUUGAGUGGAUGCUCCAAGGCCACUUUUAUAACCUGAGCCAAGUCAUUCCAGCUGUAAUAGAAAUUAAAUAGCAUUGCUCUUUCUUCUGCAUAAAGUUAACACUAUCCUUGGGAGUUACUGGGUUUGUUGUGCAUGUUUUUGCCUUGCCUUUUGUAAGUUAAACAAAUCUGCAUUCCUUAUACUAUGCCAUUCGAGAAAGUGCUACAAUUUUAUCUGCACUGCAAAAAUGUGACUACUACAUUGUGAGAAAAAGCAUGACUGGUUUAUUAUGUGAUUUGCAAGGCUGUGUUGAAGUAAUAAAUAAAUGUCCACGCUGCU
Lampris incognitus (smalleye Pacific opah) is the source of this 4393-nucleotide messenger RNA. RefSeq names its product phosphoribosylglycinamide formyltransferase (gene gart). Gene Ontology annotation, cellular component: cytosol. Bases 105 to 3851 code for a protein of 1248 amino acids. The record is from RefSeq and is a predicted model, not a curated record. The transcript has 25 exons. NCBI's taxonomy places the organism in Eukaryota, Metazoa, Chordata, Actinopteri, Lampriformes, Lampridae. Gene Ontology annotation, molecular function: metal ion binding; ATP binding; phosphoribosylformylglycinamidine cyclo-ligase activity. Gene Ontology annotation, biological process: 'de novo' IMP biosynthetic process; adenine biosynthetic process.